Molecule: messenger RNA, 2786 nt
Organism: Diprion similis
Lineage: Eukaryota; Metazoa; Arthropoda; Insecta; Hymenoptera; Diprionidae
Product: serine/threonine-protein phosphatase 2A 56 kDa regulatory subunit gamma isoform-like
Exons: 9
Coding region: 525-2303 (592 amino acids)
Biological process (GO): protein dephosphorylation; signal transduction
Cellular component (GO): nucleus; protein phosphatase type 2A complex; cytosol
Molecular function (GO): protein phosphatase activator activity
Source: RefSeq, a predicted model, not a curated record
UCGUCUUUCAACGCGUGUGCAUGUCGAUCUGUCAUCUCAUCCGAGUAUCCGUUUAGUUGUCGAAACCGUGAAUAUAGGCCGAGGCGGUAAAUCGGCAGCUCAGUGGGCUUGGAUGAAAUGCCGAAUAGGCUGAGGAAGGGAAAGGUUUGUUGAAGAUCAGGGCUGAGAAAACUGUGAGAAAACCGUCGUUUGUCGGAGAGACAUCGCGGACGCGGAAUAACGGUCGAAUUAGCGGUCGGUAAAACAGCGGCGAGGGGCAAAUCGAGCAUACCGAUGGAGGCAUCGGUCGGACUCUCGUGUCUCUCCGUAGGAACCGUGUAGUGUAGGAAGUGUGUAGGAACGAAUCAACGAACGUAUUGGCCGUCCGACUGCCGCCGCCGCGCCGCGGCCCCCCGAAAGGGUGUAACAACUUUUUGACUUGACGCUGGCGAGCCUACGUCAACUACAAAUCGCCCGAUUUCAUACAUAAAACCCGGAGCGUAUCCGAGGCGCGGGUACCAGCAGCGAUCCGACGCGCAUUAAAAAUGGAGUCGGUGAAAAACAAGGACAAGGGAAGGAACGGGAAAGAUGGUUCGGACCUUGGCGACGAGGCGAACAAAACGGCUGGGGGAACCCCAGGGGGCAGCACGCCGCCACCCCCGCCAACUCUGAUAAAUAAAAUCAAAUAUCAACCCGGGGGACCGGUGAUAAAGAAAGAUAAACGUCAGAGCAGCUCGAGGUUUAACAUAUCGAAGAACAGGGAGCUCCAGAAGCUGCCCCUGCUAACAGAAGCGCAGCAGGGUAACGAAAGGGAGGAACUGUUUAUACAGAAGCUGAGACAGUGCUGCGUACUCUUUGACUUCGAGGCGGAUCCAUUAUCGGAUUUAAAAUGGAAGGAGGUGAAGCGAGGCGCGCUGCACGAAAUGGUAGAAUAUGUUACAAAAAACAGAAACGUUAUCACCGAAGCCAUAUAUCCGGAGGCUGUGAACAUGUUUGCAGUGAACCUUUUCCGGACAUUGCCGCCAUCGUCGAAUCCGAACGGAGCAGAAUUCGACCCCGAGGAAGACGAGCCGACCCUGGAAGCAGCCUGGCCACAUCUACAAUUGGUUUACGAAUUUUUCCUACGGCUGUUGGAGUCGCAGGACUUUCAACCCAACAUUGCUAAGCGGUACAUCGACCACAAGUUUGUUUUACAACUGUUGGAAUUGUUCGACUCGGAGGACCCGAGGGAGAGGGACUUUCUCAAAACUACGCUUCACAGAAUUUAUGGAAAGUUUCUCGGAUUAAGGGCUUACAUAAGAAAACAGAUAAACAACGUUUUCUACCGAUUCAUAUACGAGACGGAACAUCAUAACGGUAUAGCCGAAUUGCUGGAAAUAUUGGGGAGCAUUAUCAACGGUUUUGCGCUGCCGCUGAAAGAGGAACACAAGGUGUUUUUACUAAAGGUACUGUUGCCGUUGCACAAGGCAAAAUCCUUGUCCGUCUACCAUCCGCAGCUCGCCUACUGUGUCGUUCAGUUUCUGGAGAAGGACGCGUCUCUAACGGAGCCCGUUAUUAGGAAUCUGUUGAAAUUUUGGCCAAAGACACAUUCCCCCAAAGAAGUGAUGUUCCUCAACGAACUCGAGGAGAUUCUCGACGUGAUCGAGCCCGCCGAGUUCCAAAAAGUAAUGGACCCUCUGUUCAGGCAGCUCGCCAAAUGCGUCUCGUCGCCGCACUUUCAGGUGGCCGAAAGAGCUCUCUACUACUGGAAUAAUGAGUACAUAAUGUCACUGAUAUCGGAUAAUUAUUCCGUCAUAUUGCCGAUAAUGUAUCCGGCAUUGUACAGAAAUUCGCGCAAUCACUGGAACAAAACGAUCCACGGACUGAUAUACAACGCUCUGAAGCUAUUUAUGGAAAUGAAUCAGAAAGUAUUCGACGAAUGUACCCAGCAGUACUAUCAGAAGGAGCGCAAGGUAUUGAAAGAUAGGAACGAGGCGUGGGUCAGAGUCGAGGCGCUGGCGAUGAGGCAUCCUGGAUAUUCGUCGACCAACAUAGACACGAAUUACCCAUACACGUUGCCGCCCGACGACGACGCGGAAGCGGAUCAAACGCCGUUGAUAUUCGAAAAGCCAAAAGCCAAAUUCACGGAGGUGAGAGGCGUUCCACUGUCAAAUGCGUUCGACGGGGAAAAAGCGCUGCCGACGGCGGACCAACCAGUGAAGAUGAAGGGGCUACUGCGGAGGAAGAGCGAACUGCCCCAGGAUUCUUACACGAUGAGAGCGCUUUCGGAUCACAAACGCGCGGACGAAUACCUCGUCACGCCACCGGAUCCGAACAACUGCUAGUCCUUACCCCACACCCAGGCCUACACACACACCUACGCUAAUGCCAACCCAAGCAUCAACAUGAACAUAAACAUAAACACAAACACGUUAAUACACAUACAUCCUACCAUUAUUAUUGUACUUUCGUUGCUGCAACAACAAGUCCAGAAGCUAGCUUCAGGCCGCGCGUACAGCGAUUAGAGAUAUUAUUAUUAAAUAUUAUACAUAUAUUUACCUCUACUACUAGGUACUAGUACGUAAAUACACACAAACACACACUUACAUACGUGAAUAACUACUAAUACUGAUACUAGCCACGUAAAUUUCGCGCGAUUAUUUUCCUUUCGUGAAAUUAAGUUAUUUUUGAUUGAAAUGAUUGAGAUUAAAGAAACAAAACCAAACAACUAAACUAUAAAAAAAAAAACAAAAAAAAAAAACUAUUUCAUACAACGAUCGGAUGUUACCUUCGUUCAUUUGGUUUUUUUUUUCAAUUAUUUUUUGUUU